AUGCUGGCAGUGGGCGCUGGCGCAGCGGUGGCGGUGGGCGCCGCUGCUGCCGCUGCGUUGGUGUGGUACUGGGGCAGGCUAGAGGAGAAGCCUGCCGCGUUGGGUGGCUCGAGUCUGCUUGCAAGCUGGCUUGGCGUGGCUGCAGCAGAUCCUCAGCCGCAGCAGGAGCCGAUGGAGGCGAUUGUCCAGCUGGGGCCGUUGAGCGAUGACGCUGACGCCAGCUCGGCUGCAGACCCGGCUGCUCCUGCUGCUGCUCCUCUUCCUGCUGCUGCUGCUCCUCCUCCUGCUGCUACUGCUGCUGCUGUUGCCGUGCCACCGGCAGCGGCAGCACCAACAGCGCCGUUAGAAGCAGACCGCGGUGGUGGCGAGGAGGCCGGCCCGCACUCACCGGCUCCCCUUGCCAACGGUCCCCGGGCCCGCCCGCCUCUGUCCCUUCCGAGCACCCCGGCCGCAGCCGACGCGCCGGGCCUGCCCCAACCAGCGUCGCCGCCAAGCGCGCCCGGCAGCCCCGCGCUCUCGCACCCGACGUCCUCUCCCAGCGGCGCGAGCAGCAGCAGCAGCAGUGGUGGCGCCGCUGCCGCCGACCCCUCCGAUGCGGGCGAAGGCGAGCAGCAGCAGCGGCGCCGCACGAAGCGCGGCCCGGCGGUCGCAGCGAUUGUCGCAGCCGUCUCCGCCGCAGACGCGCAGGGCGGGUCCCCACCGCGGCCCCCCUGGCCUGCGGCUCAUGCCAUGUCCCCGACAAAGCCGCCGAUGCCGCCCGCCGGGCAUGGCGGGCAGCAGUCGCCCAGGCUCUUCCGCAGCUCUAGCGCCGGCGGCCUCUCGUCGGACGCGGCCGCCGCGGGCGCCAGCGGCGGCGGCGCCGCCGCCCCCACGGCCGGCGCCCGCGCGAUCGCGCCGCGGCUGCGGCGCUCGUUCAACACGGCGCGGACGCCGCAGCCGCUGGACACCGCCUGCUCGGCCUCGCCCCUGACCAGCGCCCUGCAGGCGCAGUACUCAUCCGGCUCUCUCUUGGACUCGCUGCCGCUUUCGCCGGACGAGGGCGGGCCGGGCGGAGAGCUGGACGGGCCAGGGGCGGCGGCCGCCGCGGUCGCAGCGCGGGCGCGACGGCCGCUGCACGAGCGCGUGGCGCUGCUCGCAGAGCGCUACUGCGAGAAGCUGCAGGACAUCACGGGCGAAUUCGGGGAGUCGACGGCUCUCGACAUCGGCUGCAUGACCGGUGCCCUCACAUUCUGCAUGGCGGCCAGCUGGCCUUCGUCCCAGCCGGUCUUGGUCCCUCCCUCCCUUCUCCUCCUCCUUGCGGGAGUCUGA
Monoraphidium neglectum is the source of this 1308-nucleotide messenger RNA. RefSeq lists its product as hypothetical. The transcript is spliced from 4 exons. Lineage: Eukaryota; Viridiplantae; Chlorophyta; Chlorophyceae; Sphaeropleales; Selenastraceae. The coding region runs from base 1 to 1308 and encodes 435 amino acids. The record is from RefSeq and is a predicted model, not a curated record.